Molecule: messenger RNA, 1459 nt
Organism: Camelina sativa (false flax)
Lineage: Eukaryota; Viridiplantae; Streptophyta; Magnoliopsida; Brassicales; Brassicaceae
Source: RefSeq, a predicted model, not a curated record
CUUCAAAGUCCCACUCAUUUUGACAACAGACUCAUCUCUCAGAGUUUACAUUACACUUUCCUCUUUUUGCCUCUCUUCUCCCACACUUCUCAAAUAACCAAAACCUUCUUCGUCGUGCUCCUCCCAUCUUCCCUAAUCGGAAAAAAAAAUGCACGCCAAAACUGAUUCCGAGGUGACAAGCAUCGCAGCUUCAUCACCAGCCAGAUCUCCACGUAGACCAGUCUACUAUGUCCAAUCACCGUCACGCGACUCUCACGACGGAGAAAAAACCGCGACUUCGUUUCACUCAACUCCGGUGCUAAGUCCGAUGGGAUCUCCGCCGCAUUCUCAAUCGUCUAUGGGUCGUCACUCUCGCGAAUCGUCCUCUAGCCGAUUCUCAGGCUCUCUGAAGCCCGGAUCUAGAAAAGUCAACCCUAACGACGGCUCUAAACGGAAAGGUCACGGCGGAGAGAAGCAGUGGAAAGAGUGUGCGGUGAUUGAAGAAGAAGGUUUGUUAGAUGAAGGUGAUAGAGACCGUGGUGUUCCUCGUCGCUGCUAUGUUUUGGCUUUCAUCGUUGGCUUCUUCAUUCUCUUUGGUCUCUUCUCUUUGAUUCUUUACGGUGCUGCUAAACCUCAGAAACCUAAGAUCACUGUCAAGAGUAUAACGUUUGAGACGCUUAAGGUCCAAGCUGGUCAAGAUGCUGGUGGUGUAGGAACUGAUAUGAUCACGAUGAACGCUACUCUAAGAAUGUUGUAUAAGAACACUGGAACAUUCUUUGGUGUUCAUGUUACUUCAACUCCUAUUGAUCUUAGCUUCUCUCAAAUCAAAAUCGGUUCUGGAUCCAUCAAGAAAUUUUAUCAGUCAAGGAAUAGUCACAGUACAGUGGUGGUGCAUGUGACAGGAGAGAAGAUCCCAUUAUAUGGAAGUGGUUCGACUUUACUUCCACCGGCGCCUCCAGCUCCACUACCCAAACCAAAGAAGAAGAAAGGAGCUCCUGUUGUUAUUCCCGACCCGCCAGCACCACCAGCACCGGUGCCAAUGACGCUCAGUUUCAUUGUCCGAUCACGGGCUUACGUGUUGGGGAAGUUAGUGCAGCCAAAGUUCUACAAGAAGAUCAUGUGUGACAUCAACUUCGAACACAAGAAUCUUAACAAGCAUAUAGCCAUCACCAAGAAUUGCACCGUCACUACAGUUUGAAGAGAGAGAGAACCUGAAAAAAAAAUUUAGUAGGCGCAAAAACGAUGUCGUAUAGUGUAACGUGAUUUACAGCUCAACGGGCAGUAUUUUGGGUUGUCUGGGGCAGCUACGUAGAGGUGCCCGAAGGAGAGAAGAAGCAUCGUAUCGUCGGUGGCCUUUACUUUAAUUUAUUUACAUGAGUGGUUUAUAUCUGUCUGUGGAAAAUAUAUUAAUUUUAUUAUUGUGUGUACGAUUGCACUGGAAAAACACGAGGAAAUCACAUUUUAUUUAUUUUUUUGUUUC